Messenger RNA from Pogona vitticeps (central bearded dragon), 3196 nucleotides. RefSeq names its product syntaxin 3 (gene STX3). Gene Ontology annotation, molecular function: SNARE binding; SNAP receptor activity. Gene Ontology annotation, biological process: vesicle fusion; exocytic insertion of neurotransmitter receptor to postsynaptic membrane; intracellular protein transport. The record is from RefSeq and is a predicted model, not a curated record. Gene Ontology annotation, cellular component: postsynapse; plasma membrane; endomembrane system. Lineage: Eukaryota; Metazoa; Chordata; Lepidosauria; Squamata; Agamidae.
CACACACACACACAGGCACAGAGGAGGAGAGACAUCUUUAGAGUUGGCGCGAGGGUGGUUUCUCUCCGCUGGACUCAGGAAACCUAAACGCUCCGCCUAGCGAGCCAGCGGAGGAGGAGAAGGAGGAGGAGGCACCACCCUUCCCUUUGGGCUCCACUUCCUGGAGAAACUCUCCCUGUGGGGAGUUUCGCCCGAGCGUCCAGCUUCUUCGGCACCUGGAAAGAGGAAGCGGCGGGGGAGGAGCAACCGCAACACCUGUCCAAAAUGAAGGACCGGCUGGAGCAGCUGAAAGCGGUGAGCGAAUGAAAACAGGACCAGGAUGAUGCAGACGAUGACCUGGAAAUUGCUAUCGAUAACACUGCUUUCAUGGAUGAUUUUUUUGCAGAGAUUGAAGAAACCCGACAGAAUAUUGACAAAAUUUCAGAGAAUGUAGAAGAGGCCAAAAAACUGUACAGCAUUAUCCUGUCUGCCCCCAUCCCUGAACAAAAGACAAAGGAUGAUAUGGAACAGCUCACGGCAGAUAUAAAGAAAAUGGCUAACAGUGUCCGAAAUAAACUUAAAAGCAUGGAGCGGAACAUUGAGCAGGAUGAGGUUCGAUCGUCAGCUGAUCUGCGGAUACGAAAGUCCCAGCAUUCAGUCCUUUCUCGAAAGUUUGUUGAUGUGAUGACGAAAUACAACGAGGCACAGGUUGACUUCCGGGAACGGAGCAAAGGGAGAAUCCAGCGGCAGCUUGAGAUCACCGGGAAGAAUACAACAGAUGAGGAGCUGGAGGAAAUGUUAGAGAGUGGGAAUCCAUCAAUAUUCACAUCUGGGAUAAUGGAUUCCCAGAUUUCAAAGCAAGCCCUGAGUGAAAUUGAAGGACGGCAUAAGGACAUUCUGCGGCUCGAAAGUAGCAUAAAGGAGCUUCAUGACAUGUUUGUGGACAUUGCCAUGCUGGUGGAGAACCAGGGAGAAAUUGUAGAUAACAUAGAACUGAACGUGAUGCACACCUUAGAUCAUGUAGAGAAAGCUCGUGAGGAAACCAAAAAGGCCUUGAAAUAUAAGAGUAGUGCGCGCAAGAAAACAAUAAUUAUCAUUGUGAUAGUGGUUGUCUUGCUCGGAAUUGUAGCUCUCAUUAUUGGACUUUCAGUAGGGCUGAAGUGAAAGCAGCCAACAGGGCUGCAUGCUCUGAACCACGCUCCCAAGCUCUGCCUAAGUUGGUAGCAAGAUUUUCCCCUCCUGUGGUGUGACCUUUCCCUGACUACCCUCCGACCUGGCUGCUUGGAUUAAGUAUGAAUGAUUUCCAGCAAAACGAGCUCACCCGCACCAGUGCUUCCUGCAAGAGCAAUGUACUGUUCUGGUGCACUCCUCGGAUAAAACUCUGUAUCGGGAAGAUUCUGUAGUGUACCUUUGCUGAACCCAGGAAGUCCAGAGACUGCCUUGCACUCCAGAGGAAACUUACCGUCAAAUCUGCUCCUUACCCAUCCCUUCCUCCCCAUGACACCUGAAACCUCCAAUUCGAACAUUUCCUGUUUUUAAGCCGACAGUUUUCUACAAUGUUCUACAUACAGUAGAAAGAACUGUAAAAGAAAUUUUGUUGUUGCCUACCUCAUGGCCUUGUUUUCAGCUGUGCCUCUUCCUUUUCUCCUUUCCUGCACCUUUUCCAAAAAUGAUUGUGCCCAAAUUCUUAAUAGAAAUGCCAGGUAUUAUCCCUCAUACAAAUUGCAAAGGUUGCGGUACACAUGAUACUAAAGUACCAUCUAACUGUGCUUUUGAGUCUGGCCUUUGAAAGAGGGAGGCAGGUUUGCAACUCUCACACAGUUCACUGCACAGAAAUUGUAGCAUGCUGGCAGUCCCUUGCACAAACUGCUGGGCCACCCCCAAAGAGAAGGCAGGGUCAAGUGAUGACAUUGAAAACUUAAUAGCGCAAGCGCUUACACAGUGUUUUUAGUCAAUCGGGUACAUUUUGAAGUGAGAUCAGAUUAGUAUCACAGGAACAUAUGCAUCCACUUGAGGCAUGAAAAUUCAACCUAUGGUUUUCUGAUUGCCGGCUGCACUUGCUUAUGUAGCAUUUGCAGCAAAGUCCUCCAAAUGCAAACCAUUUCUGUUGCGUCUCCUACUCGACUCAAGCAUUGCAGCAGAGUUUUCACAUUUUGGGCAGGUGCAACAGGUUGGGAAAUGUGCCACCAGGUGAAGACACUCCUCAGGGAUAUAUGUGGGUUGUAAAUUUAAGACCUCACUUCACUUGUUUGAAAUGCAAUUACAUUUCUGAAUGGAAUAGAAAAUAAUUAUUUCCAGCUUACAAAUUAAAUUUUGUGUGUAUGAGUUGCACAAAUUUGUUUUCUUGAGUGAGUGUACUUUAAUUUUGAAAGCAUGGUUGUGCAUGCUCUUUCUUCCAGUGUAAUUCUGUAUGUAUGUAUGUAUUUGUUGGAUGACAGAAAGGUUUUCAGGAAUCAGAGGCACUCCUUGCUUUGAAGUGUUAUGUUUCAUGCUGAGGUUUGCCCUUUGAAGGUCCACAUUGCAUGCCCCUCCUAAAAUCGCUGUUUUAUUCUGGCAGCUUGGUUUGUAGGACAUGUAAAAACAGGUAUGUAGAAAAACAAGGGGUUGAUGAUAUGACCCAGUUGCUGAGAUGAUUGCCUUUCUGAUAUCUAAGAUCUUAUUAGAGAAGACCUUACUGUUGGAGAAAAGACACCUAUCUUGUUAGAGGUGGAGUCGUUCUGUCCAUUUUCUGAUAAGGGGAUACUUCUAAGAGUUAGUAAGUCCUUAAGUGAUAACUAUUUUCUUCAAAGAUAUGUUGCUGUACUUGAAUUUCACAUUUCUUUGAAUGCAUAACUACGGUGUUACUACAGGUUCUUAGCCCCCACCUUUUUUUUUAAGCUACGUAUGUAUCCUCCUCCUACAGCUGUCACUCAUAGUAACUGAGGGGGUUGUACAUGUGUGUAUAUUUGUGAAUGCAAUAUAAACUCUUAAAACCCAGCUAAGGAGACAUGUGAUAUCCCCUAGUGCAGCAGUCCCCAACCGUUUUUGGUCCUCAGACCAGCUGGGGAAGGCAGGGCACAUCCCAUGCUUGCGCGCAUGCGUGAAUAACCACACACUCUCUCUCGCAUGGGCACAGGCAUGCUUGUGCACAUGCACAAAUGGUGGCGCAGCACUCGCAUGGGCAUGCUGGAGUCGUGCGCAGCCACAAACGGGCUGUGCAAGGAUGCGUGCAUGCAGG